Messenger RNA from Haliotis rufescens (red abalone), 1781 nucleotides. Its product is annotated as hemicentin-1-like. Bases 140 to 1420 code for a protein of 426 amino acids. NCBI's taxonomy places the organism in Eukaryota, Metazoa, Mollusca, Gastropoda, Lepetellida, Haliotidae. The transcript is spliced from 7 exons. The record is from RefSeq and is a predicted model, not a curated record.
UAAAUGUGAAAACUUGCGGAAAUAUAUGCGUUCCUUCAUGUCGGUGAUGGGAUUAGUCAGCGGAAAUUAAUCUAACCUCUAUCAUUAAUCGAAACAAACUCUUCACUGAACACCUCCUGUGCAUUCAGUCAUUUUCAAGAUGGCGCUGGGACACUGGCUCGCAAUGAUGUUGUUGAUGGUCUUUAAAUCAAAUCCAGCUGCUGUAUCUCUGAUGCGGGGCUCGUCAUGGGCGCUCGAUUCUGGUACUGAAGCUGCCGCCAACUCUUCUUCACCACAAUGUGCAUCAUGUCACGUGACCUGGAGAAAACAGGGGGACCCCACGUUCCAAUGGGGAAACGAAACUCUCCAUUUCAACCCGGUUAAAAAGACCGACCACGGGAAUUACACAUGUACUGUAGAGGACAGUGAGGGUCAACAGUUGAAGAAUGGGACGUUGGAAAUCUUGGUUAUCUAUCCCACUGAAAACAUAUCCCUGUCCGUCAACAACCUUCCCCCUUCAAAGACUCGCUAUGAAACCAAGGAAGGGGCCAACGUCACUCUGUCAUGCGCAGUGGGCGGAUUCCCACCACCACUCGUCAAGUGGCACAUAGAUGGCGGUACAGUGAAGACUGAUAACCUUACCAAGACGUACGGUCUUCAUCAACCUGUGGGGAACAGUUUCCUGACUUCCUAUCACGUGACUGGCGCCGGAUGUGAAGAUGAAGGUGUUUAUGUGUGUCAGGCUGGGAACGGCGUCAAUAAAACGGCACCAAUCGAGAAGUUUUUCACGUUAGAAGUUAAAUGUGCACCCAAACUGCAGGAUCCAGCCAAACAGCCAUGGACCUGGUCAGCACGGAGAGGGGAAACCGUGGUGGUCAAUGUCACGGUGCUGUCCAACCCUGAGUCCCAUGUGGCAGCCUGGAGGCGGACUGGAGCAGGCACAGGCAGGGGGAUGCUGGACCAGGGUGAUGCUGACCACAGCUUGAAUGAGACAGCUGUGAAUGGAAACGCUCGAUACUUUGUAUUAAGUCAUUAUAAUGUGACCGAGACGGGACAGUAUAUGAUGACAGUGACCAAUGGUCUUCUUCCUAACCUGACUCUGAACUACACAAUUCUCGUUGAUAUGGCCGUGAAAAACCAAUCUGAAACAGUUCCUGAGAUGGAGGAUUGUCUGGAUGCUGUAUGUGUGUACAAGUCCUACAUCAUCGGUGGAGGCGUAGUCGUGGGGGCAGGCAUCAUUGCUGUAGUUGCCAUCAUCGUUCUCAAAUGUAAGCGACGGACCGACCCUGCUGCGUACUUCACCGGAGAUGACGAUGACAUAUUCCGUGUCAUAGAGAAUAUAUUACCGCCGGUGACACCCGAUGUUGCUGGGAACAAGAACUACUUCAACAACUCCUGCAACAUCAGCAGCAACAGGCCCUUCCACGACACACUCGUGUGAGAUACAACAUCAUGUGACAUGGAUACAACACCGUGUGACAUGGAUGUGACAUGUAUACAACACCGUUCGGCAUGUAUACAACAUCAUGUGACAUGUAUAGAAUACUGUGUAACAUGGAUGUGAAAUGCAUCCAACACCACUUGACAUGUAUAUAACACCGUGUGACAUGGAUAUAACACCGUGUGACAUUGAUGUGACAUGUACACAACACCAUGUGACAUGUAUAUAACACCGUGUGACAUGGAUACUACACCGUGUGACAUUGAUGUGACAUGUACACAACACCAUGUGACAUGUAUAUAACACCGUGUGACAUGGAUGUGAAAUGCAUCCAACACCACUUGACAUGUAUAUAACACCG